This is a messenger RNA of Ruditapes philippinarum (Manila clam), 1600 nucleotides long. RefSeq lists its product as uncharacterized. The transcript has 6 exons. NCBI's taxonomy places the organism in Eukaryota, Metazoa, Mollusca, Bivalvia, Venerida, Veneridae. The coding region runs from base 220 to 1464 and encodes 414 amino acids. The record is from RefSeq and is a predicted model, not a curated record.
AUUGAUGUUACAACCUGACAACCAGGUGGAUGAUGAUUGGACUGAUAUAGAUGAGGAUAAUGAUGAAACUGAUGAUGUGAGACGCUCCUCUGCUUUUAAAAGGAGACGUUAUCAAGUUAUAAAACAUAAAAAAAACAUCCAAUGCUGUCUCGGGCACAGAAAACACCAUCAAGUUGAGUGUGUCUGGCAUCGAAGUUCCCUUGUCACUCUAGAACAGGAAUGUCUUGUGCGGUAGAUACUGCCUGGCACAAUCGUGGCUUUGACAGCUUGACUUCUCACAGCUUCUUCAUGAGCAAGGCACAGUAUGGAAAGAAAGUAGUGAAAGCAGUCGUUAGUCAUCGGACAUGCGGAGUUUGCAAAUGGUGGAAAAGGAAUAGACCUUCAGAGGCAGUACGAAAUCAUCGUUGUGUUCAUGAUCACACAGGAAGUGUCAGGCUUAUGGAAAGUGUAUCGGGUGAGCGGGGUGUAUGUGAGCUACACAAGGACGGAACUCCUGUGGAAGUGAUUGAAGGCGAUGGAGAUAACACCAUGAUAGCUCGUCUGAAAUCCAAAUCAAACAUUAGCUUGAAAAAGAAAUUUGACAGGAAUCAUAUAGUGAAAAACAUUGGAAAGAAGCUAUAUGCUCUUCAGGCGGACAAAAGCACAAAGCUCAGUAAGUUAGUGAUCCUACACAUUCAGAAAUGUGUGAAGUAUAUUCUAGCAAAGAAUCAAGGUGAUCCAAAGGGAAUAGAAGAAAAUCUUAAAGCUUUAGUACCUCAUCAAUUCGCAGACCACACAAUGUGCCAGCCUCCAUGGUGUGGGUACAAGCGUGACCGCAGCGUUAAAUACUCGCACAGAAGCCUGCCCUAUAAAGGACCGCUGAAGGACGACCACCUUAGAUCUCAGCUAGAAAAACUGUUUGAACCAGUUGUGAUGAAGGCUCCCCAGCUCGCAGACCUCGGUUCAAGUCAGCAGUGUGAGCACGCAAUCAGAGAGGUCACCAUGACGGCUCCAAAGUCCCUUCAUUAUGGGAAUUCAGAAUCUUUGGAUUUUAGAGUGAAGGCCACAGCAGCAUUCAUCAAUGAAGCGCGUCACUACAUUUCAAAGGUACACUCCGAGGCAGGUCUUUCCCCUGGUGUCCACAGCCUCAGAUAUGCAGAUAAAUGCCUGAAGCAUAGGAAGCGUGUCCAGGAAAGAUCGGCACUGCCAUCGACUAAGCGGCGGCGACUACAACUAAAACAAGAGCGGUCAAUAACACAAGGUGCUCAAGAAGCUCUUGAAGACAUGUCCUAUCAGUCAGAGAUCGGGCAUUCAGAUGAUGCUGACAUCCAAAAGCUGCCAGAUCUAGUCCCUCGUGGUGACUUCAAACCUAUAGUGCUGCCAACAGGACAGCCUACAUACAUUGCUUUUGACCUGGAGACAAACUGGCCUUAUACAAGAUGGCCAGAUCCCACAUAUUACCCAGGUUGCUGCCACAGAACCUAAAAGUGGGAAAGCUUUCAAUAUGUAUGUUCUACCUACAUUGCCCAUAUCUGACAAGGCACAAGAAGUGACCGGCCUAAGAAUGGUGGAUCACAAGAUGCAGUACAAUGGAACUAAUGUAGAAGCUUAUUCCAUAUAU